AUGGCCCCGGGGCUCUCAAACGCUUCCGAGAUUUUUCGGGAGCAAUCAACAUUUUUAAGCAACCGCUGCGCCCUCAGCCCCCGGCGAAGCGACCUGGAAACUCGCAGUGGGCAGUGGGCAGGGACAGCAGCCAAGGCCGUCCUCUCAGUGGCACCGAGCCAGGACGGCGCCUGGUCUGAGCAGCUCUCAGACAACUGCAGCCUCCUAGAGCUGCCCCCAGAGGUAAACAGCAGAGACCAAGGCUGGGCUAGUGGAGAAAAGGGGUUCCCCGUGCCCGUCCCACGGGAGGCUUGGGCAGAGCCCCGGGGCCUUCAAGCAGCCAAAGCCAGAGCCCAUGCCCCAGCUGGCCGCAUCAGCAGCCCGUACAUCAGGCCAAAGGCCCCGACCCCAGACGCCCGCCCCCCCAGCCCCUCCCCAAGCCAGCUGGAAGCUCUCAGUGGGCCGUGGACAGGGCUCUGGACCAUCUGCGGGGAGUGGCGAGGGGAAGAAAACACAGAGCAACCGCUGUCCCCUGAGGAAGACAGCAACAACAGCAAGCUGUCAGAGGAGGACGGGGAAGGCGUCCAGAUCUACACCAUCUGGGUCAAGCCCUCCCUCCUGCCAGUCCUGCUGCAGCCUCAGACCGCUAGCCGGGAAGGGCCCCGAUGCGCCUGCCUCAUCUGCGCAGAGGCGGCCCAAGAGGCAGGCGGGGACCCGCACAGCGCCUCUCCUGCCCCGGCGGGUGGCAGGCACAGCCAGCCAACAGCCGCUGCCCCGCAGCGCCCCAGAGGCUGCUGCCCCACCGUGCUGGACGCGCUGCAGCGCGUGGCACGUGCCACCCUGAGCAGGAUCGCAGCUGUGAUCCGGUGCUGCGGCCAGCAGCCAGGGGCAGAGCGGGACCUGGCUGGAGGCAUGGAUGCAGCCAUGGUGGCAACAGCCCCAGCAGCAGGGGCGGAGAGCCAGGCAGCUGCCCUGCACAGCCCCUGCGGCUCCCCCAGCCCCUCGCCCAGCCAGCUGGAAGCUCUCAGGGGGCAGAGCCAGCAGGGGGCCUGGUCUGAGGACGAGAGCCUCUGGGACGUCUCCAGCCUCUUAGAGCGCUGCCAGGGGCAAGAAAGCACACAGCAAAGCUGCAGUACUGGGGCAGCCAGUAGCUCUGGCUCCCUCCCGUGUGAGCCAUGGCCAGAGCCCUGCGACACGUCAACGUCAUCAGACACAUCCACCGACUGAGCUGCUGGGGG
This is a messenger RNA of Empidonax traillii (willow flycatcher), 1217 nucleotides long. RefSeq lists its product as uncharacterized. The transcript is spliced from 3 exons. NCBI's taxonomy places the organism in Eukaryota, Metazoa, Chordata, Aves, Passeriformes, Tyrannidae. The record is from RefSeq and is a predicted model, not a curated record. The coding region runs from base 1 to 1206 and encodes 401 amino acids.